This is a messenger RNA of Stylonychia lemnae, 2676 nucleotides long. NCBI's taxonomy places the organism in Eukaryota, Ciliophora, Spirotrichea, Sporadotrichida, Oxytrichidae. The record is from the annotation of a GenBank genome assembly.
AUGAAUGCAUACCUGGAGGGGUUAAAUGAGAUCUCUAAUUUUAGAAAGUUAAAUUUGAAUAAUAUUGGAAUGGGAGACAUUCUUCGCCAUGGUAAUGACAUUGAAUAUUUGAAAAAGAAUUCUGAUCCCAAUGAUCCAUAUCAGUAAUAAGAUCAGCCACAGCAAAAUAAUUUCCAAAAUUAAUUCAAUCCUCCUGUUUAACCAGUUACUCAAUAAUAUCAAGGGUAAUCUUAAGCAAGAGAAACUCAGAAUGCUAACUAGAGAGGUACUGUAUAUGCUAAAAAUGAGGAUCCUCGCAGAAUGUCAGGUUAGUAAAAAAUGAGAUAGAGAAGGUAAGAUCCUUUAGAUUAGGCAAAUCUUCAAAGACCUGAUAUGAUGCCGAGAUAGAAGCCAAUAUAGCCUCCUAAAACGGAAUUUGAUGUAAUAAGGGAGAAUAUAAAAGCAAUUGAAGAUAAGAAGAAAUAAGAUAUUGAAAGAAGGAAAAAAGAAGCAAUGAAAAAACCUCCAUCUCCUUUUAAUUAUCCAAAAUAUGAUAACAAGGAUGAUGUUGGUAACUUAAAUGAUUUUGGAGCAGAUGGAGAUCAUAGAUAAAUAGCAGAGAAUAUUAUUCCUUAAAAUAACAUGUUUAACCCUGACAAUGAAAGAGAAUCACAAACUCGCUAGCCGAUGGCAAUGCCAGAUAGCAAUACAAUUAUGAACAAGAAUAAAGAGCUCACUUAAAAAUUACUGCAAGCUCAGAAAGAGAAUGCUAAAUAGGAAGUUUAGAUAGAAUAGCUAGUAAAUAAAGUAAAAGAUCUUGAUUAACUCAAGAAUAAAUUGAAGCAGACUCUUUUAGAUUAAAAUCAAAGAAAAUUAGAUGGAUUUGAAACAGAAAGAUCAUAUGAUUCAAGCCGACCUCUAAAUGGUUCAAUUAAGUUGCCAACAUUGUCGAUACAGAAAGAAAUGAAUUAGGCUUAAUCUAUGUUUGAUAGAGAUUUUUUUAAAAAUUCCCUUCUCGAAGAUCAGAUUAAUAUCAAAUUUUAUGGAGGGAAAAAGAAAAAAAGCUUAUGCAAGAAAUUAAUAGACUAUCUUCAGUUAUUAGCAGACAAAUAUCUCCCUCUAGCUAUGGAUCAACGAUAUGAUAAGUCAAUAGAGAGUUUUUACAUUUUCUUCAGAUAUCUAGUGGGACUAGCUAUUCUAAAAUUCUUCAUAUUUUUAGCAAUGUAGGGAUAUUACUUCUACUUGAAUUGGGACAUAAGAACUGAUUUAUGCAUAAAGGUAAUACCCUGUAUGAUGCUUUAUAGCAGGUAUCCCAAUGGUUAUGAACUAUUUUACUUAUUCACAUUGAUUGGAUUUUUGCUGCUCGUUUUUAUUUUCAAUAUGCGAACCUGGAUGAAAUUCGAUAUAAUGAUGAAGUGGGAUAAACUAAACGGUGAUUAGGAUUUUGUAGUUUCAAAAAUGUUUUUCAAUUCAUGGGAUUGGAGUGUAGAUAAUAUGAUCGAGAGAGAUGAGCAGAAAAAAGUUAAAUAAAGAGAAUUGAAAUUGACUGUAUAUGAGGAGAGAAUCAAGUAUAAAAUUAAGAAUAGGUCAAGAUCUGAUAAAUUGAAAUUGCUAUGUCGAAGAAUUACUACUUUCAUCAUUAGCUUCAUGAUUCUUUGCAUUGGUUGGACAGCAAUUGUUGGUGCAAAUCUUUAUGAAACAGAAAUCAUUGCCUAUUUUAAGGAGAUUAGUGCGAAUUUCAUACCCUCGUUAGUUGUGACCUUCGUAAAUAUUGUGAUCCCUACUGCUUUGCAAAAGGUUACUACCUAUGAAUAAUGGGACUUCGCAAAGGAUCUUAUAAAUCAGCAAAUAGUUAGACUAUAUUUAUCUAAGAUCCUCAACAUAAUAAUUGUGGCAGUUCUAAAUUAUGAACUUGCUUCAAAUAGCUAAUUCUUUAGAAGCUACACUCUCAUUAAAUUCUUCCCUGAGACAUAUGAUUGUAGAGAAGAUUAAGCUGGAUUCAAUAUUCUUUUAACUGAGUCAGUAGUGACGCCAUUGAUAUAUAUGAUUAAAGCUUUAGUAUUUUACAUUCUCUACAGAUGUAAGAGAAUACAAGCAUGGCGGAAAGAAUAUUAAGUUUCUUAAUCCAUUGUGUGGGUUAUUUACUAUCAAUCAAUCUAUUGGCUAUCUGUUGGGUUCUUUCCGUAUAUCACAUUAUUUAUGCCAUUGAUUCUGUAUCUAAUCUUCAAAAUCUUUUAUCUUGAUAUGAAAUAUUUCAAGACAAAGCCAAGAUAAAGUUCAAAUAGCCAUUAAACUGGAUUUUUUAUCAUGAUUUUGUUGAAUGUUACUUUUAUUCUGAUUAUGAUUUAUUAUGGAUUUCUAUUUUACAUACCUAUGAAUCAUAGUAAUUAUGCUACAAACACAGCAAAGUAGUGCGGGAUGUUUGAAAGUCAAACUUAUAUGUUUUAUGAUGUUGAUAUUUUGUUGAGAACCAAUGGAGAUGCUCUCUAUUACGCACAUUAUGUGAUUUUAUUUUAUCCAAUUCUAUGGCUUAUCAUCAUGAUAUUUAUUGCUGCUGUUAUAUUCAACCUAAAUCAUAUCAAGAUAUUAUAGCUUUCUUUGCUUGAGAGAUAAAAAGCUGAUUAGCUCUUAAUCGAAGAACUUUAGUAGAAACUCACUAGAUAUAAAAAGAAUAUGGAGCUAAAUAUGUUAAUGUGA